CGGAUCACGCAUAUAAAAGCGCUCCAAAGCAUUACUACUAGCUCCGCUGCAUUCCGUUCCAUCUUCCAUGGUUCGCCAUUAAUGACGAUGAGCAAGCAGCACGCCGCGUGCUCCCUCUUGCUAGCCCUGCUCAUCGGCUUCACACGCCCUUCGCCGUGCGCCUCCUCCCUGUACAACCCCCCGCCGCCGGACAUGGCGUACCACCACGGCGGCGUGCUCGACGGCACCGUGCCGGUCUCCGUGCUCUACUACGGCGCCUUCUCGCCGCACCACAAGGCCGUCCUCGCCGACUUCCUGCGCUCGCUCUCCCCGCGCUCGCGCCCCCACACCUUCGGCGCUCCGGCGGCGGCGUCGGUCGCGCAGUGGUGGGAGACCGUCGACCGGUACGUGCAGAGGACCGGCAGGGAGCGGACGCGGGUGAUGCUCACCAACCAGGUGUCCGACGAGGGGUGCUCGCUGGGGAAGCACCUGUCGCGGCUCCAGGUCGAGCAGCUGGCAGCGCGGCUCGGCGUGGCGCCUGGCGGCGUCGCCGUCGUGCUCACCGCCGCGGACGUCGCGGUCGACGGCUUCUGCGGGAGCUCCUGCGGGCUGCACGGCUCGCUGGCGCCCGGCGGCGCCGUGCACGUGUGGGUGGGCAACGCGGCCGUGCAGUGCCCGGGCCGGUGCGCGUGGCCGUUCCACGCCGCGGACCCUGCCGUGGCGGCGACGGCAGUGCCUGGGCGCCACAGGAGCAGGGAGACUCCGCUCCGUGCGCCCAACGGAGACGCCGGGGUGGACGGCAUGGUGAUCAACCUCGCGGCGCUGCUGGCCGGGGCGGUGACCAACCCGUACGGGCACGGAUACUUCCAGGGCGACGCCGGCGCGCCGGUGGAGGUCGGCGGCGGGUGCCCGGGAGUGUACGGGCGCGGCGCUUACCCUGGCUACCCCGGCGCGGUGAAGCUUGACACGGCCACCGGCGGCGGAUACAACGUGGUGGGCAGGAACGGCAGGAGGUACCUCGUGCCGGCCCUGCUCGAUCCCGCCAACGACUCGUGCCUUAUCAUGGCCUGAUCGAAUCACAAACCAAGCCGUUUAAUUAACUUCUAUGCUUAGGCCGCGAGUUUAUGCAUGAGACUUCAAAAGCUUUGCUUGAUGGUAGGCACCGAUCUACAUCGUCACGUGACGUGUAGCAGCUGCGUGAUGCACGUUCGUAAGCGACCCAUGUCACAAGCAGUGUAGGCCCCUUAAAAAAGUUCUAUUCAUGGAUAUCGAUGCAGAGCAACGGUGUGAUUAGAAUUAAUCUUUUGACUUCAAAGGGUAAUCAGGUCUAUACUUAUUUACGGACGGAAGGAGUACACUAUUGAAUAAAUAUAUUUGUAAAAUAUAUCUAAUGAUGGAUGUACUGAUACUGA
Molecule: messenger RNA, 1391 nt
Organism: Triticum dicoccoides
Lineage: Eukaryota; Viridiplantae; Streptophyta; Magnoliopsida; Poales; Poaceae
Product: protein PHOSPHATE-INDUCED 1 homolog
Exons: 1
Coding region: 82-1050 (322 amino acids)
Source: RefSeq, a predicted model, not a curated record